This is a messenger RNA of Durusdinium trenchii, 1671 nucleotides long. The record is from the annotation of a GenBank genome assembly. Lineage: Eukaryota; Dinophyceae; Suessiales; Symbiodiniaceae.
AUGUCCAACUUUGACAAAGUAAAUCCAGGAGCUGUCUUUCAGGCUGAGUGGGCCAAAUGGCAGAAGCAGCUGCGGGAGUGGCGCCAGUCAUAUGAUGAGUGGCGCCAAGUCAUCCAACAGCUACAGGAGUGGGAUGAAAAGGAAAGCAAAGGCGUGCAUGGCCAGCUGGCCUCCAUAGAUCCCAAUUUGGAUGUUUUUGCCAUUGACAACAUUAUGGACAUCGGCGAGGGUGAGCCGCUCUUUGGAAGCUUUGAAUAUGAGGACUGGCUGCUUCUCAGCACCAAGGUGGAGCUUCACUUACUGGUGCACCACUUUCGGGAUGAUACCGGUGGAGCAGUUCUGGAUGAGUCCAACCUUCAACAUUACUACAAGACGUACUUUCGGCGCGAGCUGAAACUUGAUGACUUCGCGGCAAAGUCUGCAGCCGAAGUCAUUGAACUGGUCCAGGAUUCGGUUUGCAUUGAAAAUGCCCUGUUGGACUACAAGCUGCCUGAAGACACGCCCUUCGUGCAUUUCUUGAAGAUGACAGAGAAAGCACGCCGGGAUCGCCUUCAAGCCUUGGAGGCUGGUGACGAAACUGUCCUGCUCAAGUUUCCCGGUGCCGAGAAAGAAAGAGAAGCCAAGAAGAAGUACGAAGCAAGAAAAGCCAAGGAGUCCCAACCACCAUUGGAGCGGAAAGGUCUAGCGAAGCGGCCGCAUCAAGAAGUUGGCUACAAAGACCAAGAUCGUGAGAGGCGACCUGAACGUGACCGAGAUAGGCCUGGUGAGUCAUUGAGGGCAAGCAACUACGGUCAGAGCUAUUCCAGUCGAGAUGACAAGCAGUCUGGUAGAGAGCGUGACAUGCCGAGGGAUCGCUACUCAGAUAGAGAUAGGGAUAGACGCCCAGAUCGAUAUAGCGAGCGAGACACCGACAGAGAUGGCUACAGAAUCCAGAGCCGGUCAAGAGAUAGAGGAAGAUAUGGCGAGGCAGAUUCCAGGAGGUACCGGACCGGCAGUCAUGCCAGUCCUCCGAGUGAGCCGCGCACCGCGGCUGCGCGAUGCCCUCCGCCGCCCCCAGCCCCACGAGCUAAUACAACUACACGAAGAGACCCACCAAGCACCGCCUACUCCAGAGCGCUCCCAGACAGGGACAGGGAAAGAACACCUGCACAGCCUGCACCACAGACGGCGUAUCGGCGGGAUCCGCCACCAGACUCCAGAAGUGGUCAAAGGUCGGCUUUGUCGACGCAGGUCUACAGCAGAGAUGCUGGCACAUACGUUCAAAGUGUUCCACGUCCAAUUGUGCCUGCACCACCUGCAGCCUCUCCAGGCAUGGUCAAAGGCCCAGCGCAGGGCCAAAUCAAAGGUGCCUGGACAUAUACUGUAUAUGAGCAAUGCAGCGGAUCCAGUUUGCAGUCACGAGACCCAUUUGAGAACCACUAUCCACAGAGUUGCACAGCCUCAGUUGGGGGUACAAAGUAUGAUACAUGUGGAGUUUGGGGCCUCAUAAGGCUGGAAAUUCAAAAGUUCCAUUUUUGGGGUUCAGCAGGGGCUCUAGUGUAUUCGUUAGGGAACCGUUUUGGAAUGGUGAUGCUGCCUGAUGCGGGAGCACGUGAGGUGACCCUUGAAAGUGCAGGGGAUCGGAUUGGAAUAGGUCAAGGCAUGGUAGAGGAGGUCGGGAGAGAGGGCUAA